Molecule: messenger RNA, 1497 nt
Organism: Calliphora vicina (urban bluebottle blowfly)
Lineage: Eukaryota; Metazoa; Arthropoda; Insecta; Diptera; Calliphoridae
Exons: 4
Coding region: 607-1140 (177 amino acids)
Source: RefSeq, a predicted model, not a curated record
AAACACCGCUAGACAGAAAGACGAACAAAGUUUUUGACUUCUUUGCUUAAAUAAAAGCAAAAAAAUAUAAAAAAAAAUAAAUUUAAAAGCAGCGAAAAAUACAUGAAAAAUAAAAGUAUAAAAUACAAAUCUAAACAACUGUAACUGAAUGUUUUUCUUUUGAAAACUUUUAGUCGAUCACUAGUUGUCCAGAGUUAAAGUUCGUUUUCAAUCUAAACAAAAUAUAAUAUAUUUGUAUUAAUUAAAAAAGUUGGCAAAAUUAAUUAUGAAUUAAUUUUGAAUUAAGAAAGUAUUAAAGAAAAUCUGAAAUUUAAAAAAAGUGAGACUUUAAAAACUAAGUUAUAUAAAAUAAAAAACUAAAAUAAAAUAAAACUUUUUCAAAAUUAAAAAAAAGAAAAACUUUAAACAAGUUUAAUUUUGUUACACCUAUAAUGAGGAAGAACCAAUUAAUAGAUUAGAACCUGCUAUUGACUAUAUAAAGUCUGUGUAAAAGUACAACUUGAUUUAAAGCGAUUCUAUCUAUCUAUUUACUGAUCUUAUUGUCAUCGAAUUGCAAAUACAUCAUAAUAAUAAAUAUUUAUUAAGAGCUGCUUGCUGUUCUUAAUUAUGGAGUCGUCACCAUUUGUUUUGAAAACUUCGAAUACAAAACGUUUUGUUAUUGAGGACUCAAUAACAAAAGUGACAUCAGAUGGCCAACCUCAUGAAAUGAUGACCAUGAUAGCUGGACUAUCGGGUCUCUUGGCGGCUAUGGUCAUACUGACUGUGUUAAUAUUCCUAGUGGCCUGCAAAAAAUCCAAAAACAAACAUGAAUGUGAUAAAUGUUCGGAAACAGCUUCUACUACAGGUACCUCAACUGAGGCUGGAGAAAACCAUAGUAAAUGUUUCUCCACAGACACCAUUUACAAUCCCAAGCAAAUGCAAGGCAGAUCCAUUUCCGUUAUAUGUGGCAGGGAGGAUAAGCUGGGCUGUCGCAACAACAACAACAAGGGAAAUUUGCAAAGCAAUUUGAAUAAAGCCUUUGAGAGCAGUGAGCUGGAUUUGCACAGCUCCUUGGAGAGGCCCAAGCAAAAGAAGAAGACCCAUUGGCAAGAUGAAAUGGAAAUGCAAAGAGAAACUUGCAUACAAAUAGAACGUUAUUAAUAAAGUGUUAGACGCAACAGCACAGUGCGUAUUGCAACUAAAAUUAAAGUGAAAUGUAAACAAGAGACUGAACGGAAUUUUGGGCUAAAGAAGCAUUUGUGGCAUGAUGUUGCAAUGUCUAUAUUUUUCGUAUUCGAAUUAGAAUCUAAAUAUUAUCAAACAAAAUGUGAAACAAGCAAUUGUUUUUUUGUAUGUAUUUUUUAAGCUUUUAAACUUUGUUAAUUUUAUUAUAUAGUAUAUGUAUGUAGUUUAUUAUAAAUGAUAUUGUAAAAUAGUAUAUGUAUAUAAAAAAAGAGAAUAUAACUUAUGUAAAAAAUCCUAGUAAAUAGAAAAAUGCCUUCUAAAGUAAAUCAACAA